GUUCACACACACACACACACACACACACACACGCGCGCGCGCGCUGCCUCUCUCAGCAUUCUCACCUUCUCCUUCUUCUUCUUGGCCCACCUGGAGGCAGUGGGCGUCCACGGGAGACAAGAGCAUGAGGUGGUCCAUGUGUUAGAAGCCCCACGCGUGUCCUCUCCCCCUCCCCCCUUCCCAGGAGAAGCGUCCACUAGCAUGUUCGUCAGCUUCGACGCGCUGUCGGCGUUGGCCACGCUGGCCGCGUGCGUGCUGUGCGUGGCGCUGCUGCUCGCCGUGUGUCAGCAGCUGUGGCAGCUCCGAUGGACGUCCACGCGGGACAAGAAGUGCAAGCUGCCCAUGCCCAAAGGCUCCAUGGGCUUCCCCUUCAUCGGAGAGACGUGCCACUGGCUGGUGCAGGGUUCAGGCUUCCACGCCUCCAGGAGGCAGAAGUACGGAAACGUGUUCAAGACCCACCUGCUGGGCCGGCCGCUGAUCCGGGUGACGGGCGCAGAGAACGUGCGCAAGGUUCUGAUGGGCGAGCACACGCUGGUGACGGUGGACUGGCCGCAGAGCACCGCCGCCCUGCUGGGACCUAACUCGCUCGCCAACAGCAUCGGCGACAUCCACCGCAAGAGGAGGAAGGUGUUCGCCAAAGUCUUCAGCCACGAGGCCUUGGAGUCGUACCUGCCCAAAAUCCAGCAGGUGAUCCAGGAGAGUCUGCGAGUGUGGAGCUCCAACCCCGAGCCCAUAAACGUGUACAGGGAGAGCCAGAGGUUGUCCUUCACUAUGGCGGUGAGGGUGCUGCUGGGCUUCAGGGUGUCCGAGGAGGAGAUGAAGCACCUUUUCUCCACCUUCCAGGACUUUGUCAACAACCUCUUCAGCCUGCCCAUAGACGUGCCCUUCAGCGGGUACAGGAAGGGUCUGCGAGCGCGCGACACACUGCAGAAGAGCAUCGAGAAAGCCAUCAGGGAGAAGCCGCUUUGCACGCAUGGCAAAGACUACAGCGACGCCCUGGACGUCCUCAUGGAGAGCGCCAAGGAGAACGGCGCCGAGCUGACAAUGCAAGAACUCAAGGAGUCCACCAUUGAGCUGAUCUUCGCCGCAUUCGCCACCACGGCCAGCGCCAGCACCUCUCUCAUCAUGCAGCUGCUGCGCCACCCGCCCGUGCUGGAGCGACUUCGGGAGGAGCUGAGGGCGCGGGGCUUCCUUCACAAUGGCUGUCUGUGCCCCGAGGGGGAGCUUCGUCUGGAUACCAUCGUCAGCCUAAAGUACCUGGACUGUGUCAUCAAAGAGGUGCUCAGGCUCUUCACGCCCGUGUCGGGAGCCUACCGCACUGCCAUGCAGACGUUUGAGCUGGACGGGGUGCAGAUUCCAAAGGGCUGGAGCGUGAUGUACAGCAUUCGCGAUACCCACGACACUUCGUCCGUCUUUAAGGACGUGGACGCCUUCGAUCCCGACCGCUUCAGCCAGGAGCGCGGCGAAGACAAGGAGGGGCGCUUCCACUACCUGCCGUUCGGCGGCGGCGUGCGCUCCUGCCUGGGGAAGCAGCUGGCCACCCUCUUCCUGCGCAUUCUGGCCAUCGAGCUGGCGAGCACCAGCCGCUUUGAGCUGGCCACGCGGCACUUCCCCCGCGUGGUCACCGUACCCGUGGUGCACCCGGUAGACGGGCUGAAGGUUAAGUUCUACGGCCUGGACUCCAACCAGAAUGAGAUCAUGGCCAAGUCGGAGGAGCUGCUAGGCGCCACCGUGUGAAAGAUGACAGCGAGCUCGCCCCUGAGGGAGAAGAGCGAGGAGGAACGCGAGGACGAGACAUUUUCUUCUCUUCUCUCUUUGACACAAAAAAGGCGGAAGGAGUCUUAAUUCGCUUCCUCUUCCAGCUGGUUGACUUUCCUCGAAGAAAGGAAGAAGCUGCCAAAAAAGUUCUGCUCUAAUCUGUCUUCUUCUCCAACUAAACACUAUGAGGAUCAUUGGAGCUUCUGGAAAAGCUGAGAUGGAUCAAACAGGGUACAGGAGGACAAAAACUUCUAAUUGGGUUCCAAUUAAGUGUUUGACGUCCCAAAUAGUCAAAUGUCUUGUUGUUCAAUGACUGUAGUGGAUUUCUUGUUCCUGAUUGGCUGAACACAACCAUGAAGCUCACGGCUAACAGCUAGCAUCACAAACACUAACACACAAACAACAAAGCAGAUUCCUUUGAAUGUGGGCGGAGCUUAAACAAACUUCAACCAAACCAAAGCCUCAGAGGGACGGACCAAUGAGGUUUGAGGGUCUCCACACCACUGAGUUGUUCAUGUCGCUGCUUUCUUUCUUGUUUCUAUAUACGAAAUAAUGUACACCACCUUUAAAAUCAAAUAGUCAUCAGCCCAGUCAGCGUGUACAUAUAUAUAUAUAAAUAUAAAUUUAAGAAAUAAAUUUAAGACCUGCAUCUUGUAAAAAGCAAAAGAAGCAUUAUUUGUAUUAGCAAGGAAAAUUAUCUACUACUAACCUAAUAUUAAUAUUAUUAUUCUUGUUUUUAGCUUGAAAGAAAAUACUGCAAUGAUGUUGAAUGUUCAUUGUUAAAAGUGCUGGCUGAUGAAAAACACAAAAAGAAAACAAAGCACUUGGAGAUUGGAAUAUUUUAGAAGUACAUUCCUUCAAUUGUACAUAUUUGUAUUUUUUUGUAACCUUCUUCAAUGUACUCCUGUAAUAAAACAUGAAAACAAAAACAUCUCAACUUUCCACUCCAACGUCAAGCUCAAAUCUCAUUGAUCAAAGUUGGCUGUGUAACACCAAACUAACACACACACGCAUGCACACACACACUCACACUUGCGUACACACAGACAUUGCACUUGGCUUGUGCAAAAGUCUUAAUUGAAUUAAAAAAGAUGUUAUCUUAAACACUAAAAAAAGAAAACAUAAAAUCAACACAAAUUCCCUUUAUUUUUAUUUUAAGUACUUGGUAAAAAUAAAGGAUUGUGGGCAAAGAAUAAAUAAAUAAUAAAUACAUAGACAAAUGAGUAAGUAAACAAUUAUUAAAUGCAUACAUUACAAUAAUACGUUCUCAUGAAUAAGUAGUUAAGUAUUUAUUGGUUUACAUUAUGAGAUGAAUAAGAUUAUUUUACAAAUAUUUAUUUAAUAUUUAUAUAUUCUUCCAUCUGCUCCUUUCUGAUCAUGGAAAUGUGUAAGAAACAAAAAAACAAUGAAAGUGUCAACUGUAUAUGGCUUGUAUAUAUGCAUUUUCAUGAAAGGAAUAAAAAUAAAUGAUGAUGAUGAAUGAUAUAAUAAAAUUAAGUAGGAAUUAGAGAAGGGAUUUAUGGCUCUUUGAAGGGACUGUUCUUUUUAAGGAGCCGUUCAAAAGACUGGUUCGUUAUUUGUUUUUGUAAAACGUUUUUUUUUUAUUAAUAAGAAAAAAAAUCGUUAUCUUGAUGCUAACAAAUAUCACCAAAGACAUUAAAAUGUGGUCAUCU
Messenger RNA from Entelurus aequoreus (snake pipefish), 3431 nucleotides. RefSeq names its product cytochrome P450 26B1 (gene cyp26b1). Gene Ontology annotation, molecular function: iron ion binding; oxidoreductase activity, acting on paired donors, with incorporation or reduction of molecular oxygen; heme binding. The record is from RefSeq and is a predicted model, not a curated record. The transcript is spliced from 7 exons. Lineage: Eukaryota; Metazoa; Chordata; Actinopteri; Syngnathiformes; Syngnathidae. Bases 202 to 1737 code for a protein of 511 amino acids. Gene Ontology annotation, biological process: sterol metabolic process.